CCAGCGGCCCAGCAUCUCCGGAGGGCGACGGGCGGAGGGCCGCAGAGGCCUCGCCAGGCGCUCUAGGCGCCGUGCUGCCGCGCCAUGAGCGUCGCGGUGCAGUGCGGCCACUGCGGCACCCUGAACUCUGCGGCGGCGGGCGCGCAGCGGCUGAGGUGCGGCCACUGCGGGACCGUCAACGCCGUGCCGCGCAGCGGCGCAGCGCCGUCGGCUCCCGGCGCGCCGCCGGGCGUGGCGGCGCCGCGGCGGCAAAGGCCGUCUGCAUGUGAGACCCAGAACCCAGAAGCUCGGCAUCGCUCGGACGUGUGCAUGUUUCCUCGGCGGGGGCCAUCGAGAAGCAUCCUGAGACAUCUUGCGAGAAGUAAGCGCAAAGAGGCCGAACACUGCACAUGGGAAAGGGCGUCCGAGCGAUGGCAAGGAGCCCCUCGAGUAAUGGAGAAGUCACGACGGGAGGUUCUCCGCCAUGUUUGGACCCUGGGGGCCCUUCCCGGGUGCCUCGGGACCGCCAAGCCAUUUUUCCCGGAGUGAUCUCUGGUGCGUGCCCUUUUGGGACCGACGAACGCGAUGCGUCAGCAGCGCCUUGUGCGCGUGGGUUUGCCCCCCCCUUGCGCCGCCCCCUGAGGCCGCGCACCGAAGGUCCCUCUCGAACGGGUCCCUCUUGCGUGCCUCCAAGAAGAGGACCCAGGUGGUGCUGACCGAGCCGGGGCGCUUUUGCCACUGGGGCUGCCAGAAACGCUGCUGCGGGAUCGUGGGCGCCUUUGUUCUCCUGGCGGUGCUAGGCGUGGUGCUCUCGGUCACGGUCGGGGCGGCCCUUGCGGCGACCGUCGUCACCCUGGGACCCACGCUCAUCAUCCUGGGCAGCUACUACAACCGCUACGCCGCAUCCACGUUCAAGGCACAGAUCUGCUACACCUUCUGCGAGGCGGUCUGCUGGCUCGUCCCGCUCUCGGUGUGCAUCGCGUUCUUCGACCCGUGGUGGGACAGGGUCGCCGGCGAGCCGUACGAGCUGGAGUGUUCCUGGCGGGCCCGCUCCGGAGGCAAGCUCCUGGUCCACGCGCUCACGUUCGCCGCCCAUUGCAACGAGUCGCUGAGCCUGCUGAACCCACGCCCGGUGGGCUCGUGGGACGGCCUGCCGUGCUCGCUCGCGCCGCUGGGGCUCGGCAACGGGUCGGUGGCGCUGCCGGACGAGCGGGGCUGCUUCGGGGGCUCCGCGCUGGUCGCCCUGGAGAGCGCCGCGGUCGAAGAUUGUUCGUUCCUCCGUGGACGGGACCCGCUGCCCCGGCUUGGAGGAGACCGUCCCCGACGCGCUCGGCAGCGUGUGAUCAUCGAUCAUACGGCACCUGUCUUAUAUGGGCAAAACCAGUGGCGCGGGCGGCGAGGGCCCCAGGGGCGCGUUCGACUCGCUCUUUGGGCCGCCGCCGUCGUCGCAGGGGUGCAGGUGCAGAAAGAGCCUCCACAACGAGAGCACUCCCAGAUAUGACUUCUGCGCGAGCGGGACAUGUGCUUGUGUCGGUGAGCCCGGGGUCCACGGUCCCUGUUCGGCCGUCGAUUUGCAUCACAACGUCACGAUCGCGUUUCACUUCAACAAGACCACCGUGUCACACGCAGUGGUGAGCGCUUACUUUCGAGCGGCCUUCUUAGAAGAGACGUUGAAAUAUUGAAUGCGGCGCAUUCUGUUCAAGGACCGCACGGCCGAUUCUGGCGCGUUGCUAACCUAUGGUCUUGCUGCUGCGGCGGGUUUCGCUACGAUAGAGAAUCUGCAGUACGCCAUUGCGGGAGGCCUGGGAACAAGUUUCGCGAGAAUGGUGACGUCAAUACCCCUCCAUUGCUGCACAGGCCUGAUCAUCGGCAUACACCUGGGCUACCGAAAGUUCCUUGGCAGGGGGUAUGUCUGCCACGAGGGAUCCCUCCCCUGCGUCAGUUUCCUAUCAGCGAUCUUCGUGCCGGUGUUGAUCCAUGGUUCUUGGAAUGUAGUAAUUAUGUUGCCGCAGGACGCUUCUUGGUUUCCCGUAGAGCUCAGACCUGUCGUCGCUCUCGUCACGCUUGUAUUGGGCUUCGUUUACUGCCGCUGCGCCUGGAUGGGGAUCGAGAACGUGUGCGUGGUGCACGUCAAGGACUUGGAGGCAGCAGGGCGCAUCUCGAAGCCAAACAUCUGCUGCUGUGAGCCAGGCUGCUGCAGGGGCCUCUGCGAGACCAGUGACCCCCUGGCCCAGCGCCAGGCCCACCUGGACGCGGGCAGCUCCGCGAGCGAGUCCGACGACGGCGGCCUGCUCGACAGGGUGGUCAAGGGCCCCAGCGGCGAGCUGCUGCCCGCCGAGCCCCCGUGCCAGACCCGGGAGGCGCUCUGCCCCGGGUGCGGCGCCGCCGUGCGCGUGAACCGGGCCUUUCCCUCCGACUGCCCCUUCUGCGGCUUCGAGCACGGGGACCCCUGCUGAGCUGCCCGGGGAGGCUGGCCGUCCUGCGCAGUUUCGUGGAUACGACGGGCCAACAAACUCGAGGGUGAGCCAACCCUGCAGCCGGUCGCCUGCUCGAGACAUGGCCAAGAGAGCCCGCAGGUCCUUUGCCUCCGACGGCCCCUUCUGCGGCUUCGAGCACGGGGGCCCCUGCUGAGCUGUCCCGGGGGGCGGCUCGGCGCGGCGUGCGCCAUUCUCCCGGUGGCCACGGGGGGCGGUGACCUGCGGCGCGUUCCACCAGUCACUACUCGCAAAGUGCCUGCUUGCAAACGCCCGAAAACACACGUCUGCUCUGAUGCCACUUAUCGCAGAUGCCCCGCGGUGGAUCCAGGCCAUCUGCGAGUAGUUGUGUACUUUUUGCGAGUAGUGGACCGCGCUCGUCUCGUCUCGGCUGAUCACCAGGACGGUGCUUG
Messenger RNA from Prorocentrum cordatum, 2866 nucleotides. The record is from the annotation of a GenBank genome assembly. Lineage: Eukaryota; Dinophyceae; Prorocentrales; Prorocentraceae.